Helicoverpa armigera (cotton bollworm) is the source of this 638-nucleotide messenger RNA. It is a transcript of the gene mRpS33, whose product is annotated as small ribosomal subunit protein mS33. Gene Ontology annotation, cellular component: mitochondrion. Lineage: Eukaryota; Metazoa; Arthropoda; Insecta; Lepidoptera; Noctuidae. Bases 163 to 510 code for a protein of 115 amino acids. The record is from RefSeq and is a predicted model, not a curated record. The transcript is spliced from 2 exons.
AAAGAAAAAUCGAUGACAAUUUCAUGACAUUGACAUUUGACAUACAAAUACAAUAAUUAGGUACUUGGGUACCUAUCUCCUUGUGCAAAACAAUCUAAAUUAUUUGAAUGCGAGUGAGAGGUUGUUUAAUUGUCGGUGUAUUUAAAAAAAGUUUCGUAAACAAUGGCUACAAACUACGCUAAGUAUUCUCAAUUGAUUAAGGCGUCUACAAACUACGCCCGUCGUAUGCAGCGGCUGUCCAAUAGGAUCUUCGGCGAAGUUGCUAUCCCCACUAAUCCCAAGUCCAUGAAGGUGGUGAAAAUGUUUUCGGAAAGACCGCUCCACACUAACGAAGAAAUCAUCCAUUAUUACCCGCGGCACGUCGAGACUCACAGCCUCAUGCUGAAGCUGAGGGAGUACGGCUUGUACAGAGACGAGCACCAGGACUUCAAGGAUGAGAUGAAGAGGCUGCGCGAGCUCAGGGGCAAGGUGAAGGUGUGGAGGAGGAAGCUGGACAAGAAGGAUGAAUAAGAUGACUCUUAUUUGUCACUGUAUGUGUGAACAUAACAAUUAUUGUAGAUAUUAAUCUUGUAUAAGGAUGUAAUUUUAAUUUUAGUAAUACUAGAUGUCUGUAAAUAAAACACUCUAUUAUGAAACAA